This is a messenger RNA of Rhododendron vialii, 2653 nucleotides long. RefSeq names its product ATP-dependent RNA helicase-like protein DB10. The transcript is spliced from 9 exons. Gene Ontology annotation, cellular component: ribonucleoprotein complex; cytoplasm; nucleus. The coding region runs from base 253 to 2244 and encodes 663 amino acids. The record is from RefSeq and is a predicted model, not a curated record. NCBI's taxonomy places the organism in Eukaryota, Viridiplantae, Streptophyta, Magnoliopsida, Ericales, Ericaceae. Gene Ontology annotation, molecular function: RNA helicase activity; ATP binding; RNA binding.
CGCUUCCUCUACCAUCGGAAGCGCAUUUUCCAGAGAGAGAGAGAGAGAGAGAGAGAGAGAGAGAGAGAGAGAGAGAGAGAGAGAGAGAGAGAGAGAGAAAGAGAGUAUUUUAGAGAGAGAGAGUGAGAGAGAAAGAAGGUCAUUCAGAGAAGUGGAGCAUUUCUCGCCACUUCUUUGUAUUGCUCUUUCGCCACUCUCUUCCAACGCGUUGGAAACGUCGUCGUCAGGUUAUUGGCUUUGAACUCUUUUACGAUGGCUACUGCAACUGUCUCUUCUGCUGGUCCACGUUAUGCUCCUGCGGAUCCCACUCUUCCCAAGCCUUGGAGAGGUCUUGUUGAUGGUAAAACAGGUUAUCUUUACUUCUGGAAUCCAGAGACCAAUGUCACCCAGUACGAGAGGCCAAAGGCCCCUACGCCCCCUACGCAGUCUGUCUCAGCUCCACUAGAGAAGCCGUCUACUCCGCCUUUAAGUGCUUCUGUUCAAGUUCAGCAAUCUUCUCAAGGACAACCUUGCGACAGUAAUUGUAGUGAUGAUGGCGAUAGAAAUAGCAGAGCUAGCAAUGGUGCUUCACAGCUUGCUUCUGGAACAACAAGUUAUCAGAGUGGGAAAGUCGACUCUGUCAAUGGCGGGAACGAGUCUGCAGAGUCUUAUCGGCGUCGGCAUGAAAUAACUGUUACUGGACGUAAUGUGCCGGCUCCCUUCACUUCAUUUGAUGCGACUGGUUUACCUUCAGAGCUACUUAGAGAGGUACGCCAAGCUGGGUUCUCCGCACCUACUCCUAUACAGGCGCAGUCAUGGCCGAUUGCUCUUCAAAAUCUUGACAUUGUAGCUGUUGCCAAGACAGGUUCGGGUAAAACGUUGGGUUACUUGAUUCCAGGAUUUUUUCAUCUCAAGCGCCGGCGUAAUAAUCCUCAGAUGGGUCCAACUGUUUUGGUUUUGUCACCAACGAGAGAGUUGGCCACACAGAUACAGGAUGAGGCUGUGAAGUUUGGAAAGUCAUCACAAAUAUCUUGCACUUGUUUGUAUGGAGGAGCACCAAAGGGACCCCAAUUAAGUCAAUUAAGCAGAGGUGCAGAUAUUGUGGUUGCCACUCCUGGUCGUUUGAAUGAUAUUUUAGAGAUGAAAAAAGUAAGCCUCCAUCAAGUCUCUUACUUGGUGUUAGAUGAGGCGGACCGCAUGCUGGACAUGGGUUUCGAACCACAGAUCCGGAAAAUUGUGAAGGAGGUGCCUACUAAACGCCAGACCCUCAUGUACACUGCGACAUGGCCCAAAGAGGUUCGCAAAAUAGCUGCAGAUCUACUGGUCAAUCCUGUUCAGGUUAACAUUGGAAAUGUGGACGAACUUGUUGCCAACAAGUCUAUCACCCAGUAUGUUGAAGUAUUGCCACACAUGGAGAAACACAAGCGGCUUGAGCAGAUACUGCGGUCCCAAGAACCAGGAUCUAAGAUUAUAAUCUUUUGUUCAACUAAGAAGAUGUGUGAUCAACUUGCUCGUAAUCUGACCCGUCAGUUUGGAGCUGCUGCCAUUCAUGGAGAUAAGUCUCAGGCUGAUAGAGAUAUGGUGUUGAGCCAGUUUCGCAGUGGAAGGUGUCCAGUGCUUGUUGCCACUGACGUUGCAGCUCGCGGUUUGGAUGUCAAAGAUAUCAGGGUGGUUGUCAAUUACGAUUUCCCUACUGGAGUAGAGGAUUAUGUGCACAGGAUUGGAAGGACUGGGAGGGCAGGUGCCACUGGAGAGGCUUACACCUUUUUUGGGGACCAAGAUGCAAAGCAUGCUUCAGAUCUCAUAAAAAUUUUAGAAGGAGCAAACCAGAAUGUUCCAGCGGAGCUUCGUGAUAUGACUUCACGCGGUGGUGGAAUGGGCAGGCCAAUGCGUCGAUGGGCUUCCAGCUCCGGUGGAUAUGAUGCAGGCCAUGGUGGACGGAGUGACUCGGGGGGAUAUGGUGGAAGGGGAUAUGGCAGCCAUGGUUCUGAUGACAGUGACAGGUAUGCCAACAAUGCUAAGGAUGAUGGGGAUGGUCCUGGGGGUUAUCAGCCGACGAUGAGCUUCCAUGAAAGAAUGCUGCUUCAAGCUGGAAACAGUGGUCAAGCUAGCAACAGAAGUAAAAGUCCAGACAACAAGGGUUCAGGAUGGGGUGACAACCCUAGCAGGGCUAGAAGCCGUAGCCGUAGCCCAGAGAGGUUUGACAAGGCUCCACCAGCGCGCAGUUUUCAUGAACAAAUGAUGGCGCAAGCUCGAUCAAACUAACCGAGGCCAAAAUGGUGUAGGAUACGGUGAUAGGGAAACCUCGUGCUUUGCACUCCGGGGAUGAAGAAGAGGAGGAAGGCAUAAGAACUGUUUUUUUUGAAUGUGCCGCAUCUUCUCUUUUUCUGUUUUUUUUUGGGUUUUUUGAUGGUUGGUUUACGGGCCCUGUAACAACUGUAAAAGGGUAAGUUAUUAAGGUUUUGAAGAAAGACUCCAUGGGAUGCAUUUUGAGGAUUGAAAGGCUCGAAUAGAGUAAACCAGCUUGUGGAGAUAAUCUUUUGUUACUAUAUAAGAUAACAGGUUCUAGUGUUUUCAGACUACAUUACACUAUUUGGCAAAUAUUUUCGGUAAAUGUGUAAAUUUCUGUGGACUGGUAUUACUGUUGGUAAAUUUAGUAGGGUACCGAUUACUA